GUCGUAGUUUGGUGAUCCGCCUCCGUAAACACACAACACAAAUACUCUUGAUAUCUUACAAGCUUCGUCUGCAAUCUGCACUCGCUUUGGAUCUCAAUCUCAGCCUCAACCUCAGCUCACGGUGAUACGUCUUGAAAUCUAAUGGAAAACGAUAAUAAGAAGAAGAAAAACAAGAAGAAGAAGAAUAAGCAGGCUAAGAAUGCGGAAUCUUCAACUGCUGCUGCUACUGCUACUGUGGCAGCAUCAGUUUCCGCUGAUCAGUUAACCAAUGGUUUUGAUCAGCAUAAUACCUCUCAAGCUCAACAUACGUCACAUCCAAGUGCAGAUCUGGACAGACAUGGUGUUAAAGCUAGCAAUGCAAGCGCUGAACAGGUCAAACAAUUAGAAAUGGAAAAAGAGGCUUACAUGAAUAAAGAGAAUGACUUGGAGCUCAAGUUCUCAAAAUUACACAGUGAAAAAGAGAACUGGCUACAGAAAGAGGCCAUCCUCGAAGAAAAGAUAAAACAACUACAAAGGGAAAAAGAACAACUACAAAGGGAAAAAGAUGAAUACCUUGAAAAAGAGGCUGGGUACGAAGAAAAAAUCAGUCAAUUGGUAAAUGAAGUUUCUACCACAAGUUCAAAGGAGUUUUUAUUAAAAGAAAAGAUCAAACAGCUGGAGACAGAGAGAGAAUCGUGGGCUCAGAAGGAGAGUUCUACUACAGAAACAGUUGCUGGCCUAAUUGCUGACAACACAAGACUACGUGCUCAGGUAAUGGAGUUGGAAGAAUCCCAGAAGAAUCUCUUUCAAGAGAACCAGCAACUACUAGAAAACAUAUCAGGCCUGCAGAAACAGAUACAGAGUUCAGCUCAUUUAUCCAGUGAAAUUGGAGAGAUGGAAAAUCAGCACAUUAAAUCGGAGAUGCUUGCUGCACAAACAAUGGUCGAGAAAUUGCUCCUUGAAAAAGCAGAGCUUGUUGAGAAGUUGAAUGCUGAGCGUGAUCGACAGGGCACAAUGGCUGAAUUGUCUUCAUCCAGUGUUUCUGGUCCAGUGGCUAGCACAAUCAAACUUGCUCAUAAUGUUGAAAAUUCAUCUGUUAUCUCCGAUUCAACAGAUAGAAUUUUGAGUGUACCUGUUGCAGAGUCUUCAGCUCUUAAACCUGAUCCAAUAUCUGGUACUCCUGCAAAGCUUGAAGGAGAAGUUGUUGAUGAUGCCUCUGGUGAGUCUCAACCUUUAUUAGAAGAGAAAACGAGGCCUGUUGAAAGUGGUGAAGUUUUCCGAGAGGAGUUGUGCAGUCAUUCCAACCACAACAACACUCCAACUCUAGAUACCGAAAUCACUAUUUCUACAGAAACUGAGCAAAUUCCAUCAGAAGAUAGUGAUACAAGUGGCACAAACCUGUCGCUGGAAGAUUCUAGUAGUAAUGAGAAGUUAACUGUGCCAAUAUCAGAUGCUCCAUUGAUUGGUGCUCCAUUUCGAUUCAUAUCUUUUAUGGCUAGGUACGUUAGUGGUGCUGAUUUGGUCAAUCAGAGUCCUUAAAUUCUUGGAUGAUAACCUCCCACCAUUAUCUGGUUGCAAUGAUGUUUUUGUAUUUUUAGUGAAGUAGUUAAAGAAAGCAUAGAUUAAAGAUUGGAACGAAUAAGGUCAUGUUUUAGAUGCUUAGUAAUAGGCAAUAUGUUAACGACUUGAGUUAGAGAGGGUUCAUUGCUAUGUUGACCCCAUUUCUCAUGUAAAACCACACAUAAUUGACUAAAACAUUCAUUUUGCCC
Daucus carota subsp. sativus is the source of this 1748-nucleotide messenger RNA. RefSeq lists its product as uncharacterized. The transcript is spliced from 11 exons. The coding region runs from base 142 to 1518 and encodes 458 amino acids. The record is from RefSeq and is a predicted model, not a curated record. NCBI's taxonomy places the organism in Eukaryota, Viridiplantae, Streptophyta, Magnoliopsida, Apiales, Apiaceae.